This is a messenger RNA of Cyclocybe aegerita, 1560 nucleotides long. The record is from the annotation of a GenBank genome assembly. NCBI's taxonomy places the organism in Eukaryota, Fungi, Basidiomycota, Agaricomycetes, Agaricales, Hemipholiotaceae.
AUGGGAACCACCAUGGUACUAAUUCUAAAGCACUAUUCAAUAAAUGAACAAGAACUCUUUUCUGUUACCACUAAACGCUGGUUGUACAACGACGACAAGCAACGUGCCAUUCGUCAUGUACCUUUCAACGUUCAGGCAUUUAUUGGCAUGGCUGUCCAAGCGGCGGAUGCCCGGACAUGCACGUCUCUCAAGAAGAUUCAGGAUGGGACUAUGAAUCGUGUCUUUUCCCUGAAACUCGACAACGGUGUUGAUCUCAUUGCGAAGAUCCCCUUCCCUGUCGCAGGGCCGAAGCAUUUCUGUACCGCAAGCGAGGUGGCAACUCUGGACUAUCUCCGUAGCGAACAUGGAAUCCCUGUCCCGAAUGUACGCGCGUGGUGUUCCAAGGCCGACUCGACGCCUGUUCGUGCGGAGUACAUCCUCUAUGACAGAAUCCCCGGCGUGCCGCUCCACGACCACAAUGGGACGGAAGUUCCAAUCUUAAAGGACCCUUACGUUCAAGUCCUCCCCGCUGUCCGGCGUAUCGAAUCGCGUCUGGCGAGUACGCAUUUCUCCCAAAUAGGCAGCAUUUAUUACAAAGAGGACAUACCCGACUCGCUGCGAGAUCGUCCUCUAGGUCCUUGGUCGAACGUGCAUUCGUAUAUGUUCGCCCUGGCAGCGUGUGCACGGGCAUCCAUCAACAAAUUCUGCACUGAUCUUUCGCUACAAGAAGCCUACCACGACGUUGUAACGGACUACGAAACGCUGGUGCCACAUAUCGCCCCGCAGGACUCACAAUACAUCCUUUGGCACCCCGACCUUCACGCAAGCAACAUCAUCGUCACUGAAAUGACGGACUCAUGCACUCUACGGGGCGUUAUCGACUGGCAAGGAGCACGCGUUGCGCCAUAUUAUACUCAGCUCGACCCUCCGCCCGCCUUCACGGCAGAGGAGCACCCCCUCGUCGACUCUUCGAAGGACGACGGACCAGAGCUUUCCGUUCAGUUGGACACCCUGACUGACCCUGAACAGCAAAGGCUGGCACGUCUUGCCUUACGUCGCGCCUGGCGUGCACACCUCCACCGGAUUCUCAUGCGCAACGACGACCCCGAGCUCGCGCACGACCUGUAUGAACCGAUGGGGGUGAUGGCGAAACUCAUCAGGACCCGUCCUGCCACUCUCAUCACACGCGGGUUGGAAGAGGGUCUUGACCUCAUCCGCCACAGCUUUCUAAUGAGCCGCGGUCUAUGGGGACUCGCAGUGGGUGUCGACGGGGGCAGGGUCCCCCUCAUGCCUUUCCCGCUCCAUAUAUCCGAUGAGGAAGAGAAGAGGAUUACCGAUGAGUUGACGCAGCGUAGACACGAGGCAUCGGCGGCCGAUGAAGUGUUAGAACGCCUUGGGGUCCCGCUGGACGGCGAAGGCAUCGUGGACGUUCAAGAUUACGAGAAAGGCAAGCAUGAGAUUGAGGACGCCAGACAGGCCCUUCUGGAUAAGACGUUCUCCCAGGAGGAGAAAGAUCGUUUGGUCAAGACAUGGCCUCUGCAAAAUGGCAAAGUAUCUUUGACGGCGGAGACUUGUCACUAG